AUGUCGGGCUUUGGCUCCAGAGCAGCUGGCUCUAGAGCAGCACUUGACAAACAGCAGAGUGCACUCAGAGUUGAAGAGUUGGCUUCUUUGCUGGAGCGUGUAUCCCCCGAAGGAACAGAAGUGAUCACUAGGAUUCAGUCUGUCCUAAACAUUGACCCUUUCUUCUGGAUUUUGCUGAUGUGUGGGCUGUUAAGUCAAAUAGUCGAAACGUUACAGGACAGCGAGAACCCGAUCAAUGAGCAGAGUCUGUACCAUAAGCUUCUGUUGGCUGUAGAAGGAAACAGACACAACAUCAUUGACGCUUUGCGCACAAAUGCAUUGCACUACAUCGCAUACCUCCUGGUCGAUGCUGGUACCGGAGAUUGCCAAACUCGAGGUUUAUACCUUUUGCUGGUUUGGCUCUGCUCUGAAGAUGGGGAUCCUGUGGCUCCAAGGCAUGAUGGCGAAAUCUCUCUUCCAAAUGACGAAUACCCUCUCCAGCUGAGGAAGAAGCUCGUCGAUAAGCUGUCAGAAAUAUUUCACGAUGGACAGCGGGAUGAUCACGGCCGAAAAUUAGCAGGGAAAAUCUUAGUGGACAUGUUACUGGAAUGGAAAGACUUGAGCCAGGCGGACCUAAGACCUUUAUGGAUGAAGUUCGAUUCAUCCCCUGACAACACAGUUUUAGGAUUUUUCGCUGGGUUGAUCACUCACAGACUGCUUUCCUCGACGGCCGACGGGAAGUCUGCAUUUGACUUAGUUUAUACGCUUCGUGAAACCCCGUUUUGUUUCUAUUUGGAAAAGAUACAGUUCGAUCCCCCGAAGUUUCUCGCGGAUAUAUCAGCCAUGAUGGGACGAAUCCCAAUAAUAUAUGUGCCACAACAAUUGCCGGUGCCACGGGCUCAGGUGACAAAUUAUAUUCUCCGGUCUGUCAGUAUAGACUUGAAGAGUCUGGCGAACAAUAUCGUGCUUGCAGCUUUAAGUCCUACGGAAUUGACAUUCAUAUAUUCCCCGGCAGAUGAAUGCAAUGGGUAUUUCGAAUAUCUUGAGAUAUCGUUUCCGAACCCACGAUACAUCCAUACAUCAUUUCAUAUAGAUGAUGCCAAGAACCAGCACCUGGUAUUGUAUAUUGACGACGCGGGUCUCGUUUCCAGAAAUGGACAGAAACAAAGAGGAGACAAGUUGACGAUAAGAAUAGUUUCCAGUGAUAAUCUGUCGGAGCUUAAAGAGAGACUGCGUUCGAUCACCGGCGAAGACAAACAGGCGAACAGGAGUGGCUCCAUGAGUCGAAGAUCGUCGUCCAUGAUCAUAACCUUGGACUCGAUAGAAGAUAUCGCACGGAAAUCUCUUCUUAACGAAAGAGCCCACGAAGAGAGCCUAAGGUCCAAUGCAGUCCGGCCCGACGGAGCAAUUGUUGGGACCCUGCUGGAUAGUAACCAAGAAAGCCAUUCACAUCAAGAGACAAGUCAUCUAGAAGAUGCUGAAAUCACCCAGGCAAGUACACCAAAAUGUAACAUGCCCCAGAGACAGGAACAGAAUAAAGAUGGGAACAAUGUCAUGACCAUGUCUCCCGCACGGAAAACUCCUGUCAAAGAACAGCUUGAGGGAGUAUUCGAUUGCUCAAAUGGAGACCAGUCAAAAUCGCCAUCCGUAGGACUGGGAUUAGCGCCAGGCGGGCACAUUAGUAUGGAAUACGAAAUGAUGACACCUACUGCAGAAGAGACAGGCAUACAUCAAAACCAAUUGACUAGCCCACAAAAGUCCAAGAGCCCACUACAAAUCAUACGAGUCGAGUCUCCUGAUAGGAGUAUUGAAGCGGCGAGAAGUGGAUCACCGGGUGAAAGGCAUAGUCACGGUCUGCACUUGCGAAGGGGUUCCAAACGACUUUUAACGAAUACUCAAGAAUCUCUAAUUUUUCCGCCGCGACGGCCCAAAAGAAAAGUCUACAACUUGAACUCGAAAGCGGCCGUGGAUUGGGAUGAAGACCUUCGGCCCAGUGAUGAAGCCGAUGAGACUGAGCCUCCACCGAAGCGUCUUUCUCGGGUUGGUUUUACCUCUGUAACAUCGCUGAUAUCAUCUCCAUUUCCCGGUGAUGAACCUUUAUUUCGGCCGAAGCCCAAAGGACCAUUGAAACGGCAGAAACCUACAAAGGCGAAGUCUUUGGCCACUAGGAAAAAAGAAUAUACAAGGAAGACAAAGAGCAGAAGAAGGAAGAAGGAAGAGCCCAUCCCAAAACCACGUCUACAACUUGACAUUGCUUGUCAGACCUCCCAGAAACUUCAUGAUGAAAGGUAUGGGGACACUGAAAUGACUAAUGAUAACGGACUAUGUCUCACCGAUGGUGACGAACAAACCCAAAUCAACGUUCUCGACGGAUUGCCAAAUUUAGGAAUUGAAGUCGCAGGAGUUCUUGCUGAGACUGACACCAUCCUUGUGGAUGUUGCAGACACGAGCAAGUCUAUGCUGUGCAAUGAAGACGGUGACCUUGCAGGAAGCACACCCGAAACGAUGCACCAUACCGACGCAGACCUGGGCCAAAGCGACGAGGAGCGAGCAAGCAAGGUUAGCAAUGAGUUAAACCAGAACCUAAGCCAGGAUUUUGAGCAACGCGAAAGUCUAAAUGAAGGAAGAGGGUUGGCUAUGGGAAAGAGGCUUGCAGCGGCUUUACGAGGAAGCGCAGCCACGUCACACGAAGCAGGCCACCAUGAUGCAAGCCGUAUUGAUAUUGAUGCGAAUGGGAAAAUCGACAACAAUAGCUCCUUGGAGACAGUUUCGCCUGCUCAUUCAGCAACCGCCCAAGACGUAGACAUCGUGCCUACGGCGGAAGAAUACAAUGUUGACAGCGUCAAUUCAACAUGUGUGACAGAUACCCAAGUAACUGAUGGAAUUGCCACGCCGACUCUGAUACCACCAGAACAACCUAGCCUACAAUAUACUAAGGAAGUUCUACACGCACCGACCGAGGGAAGCAACCGAUCUGACAGUGAGGCAUUGAACAAAGAAUCCAAAGCUGAGAAACUCCGAUACUCUGACAUUUUUCCUAAAGAGAGUUCUUCACAUGCGCACUCUACAUGUCAGACUCACCAAAGGCCGUUGCACUCGGUUCCUGCGCCGAGGAGCGAUGACUGUAUAAAGUGCAGCACAGUUGAGGGAAAAACAGGUCUCACCGCGACUAUCAGUCCCUGCGAAAGGACGUCACCCGUCAAGACAGACACUCUGCCUAACAUAUUCCGUGCUAAUUCCCAAGCUCAGCUUAGGCAUCCCAAACGGCCAAGUGAAAUCUCGAGAACAACUAUCGUGGACGGGAAUGGGAGCCCAAGACUUUUCCCGCAGACCGAACAUGGUCAUCAAUCCCGUAGCCGGUAUAUUUGGCCAAAAAAGGAACGAAUAUCACCGAUAGCCAAGUGUAGCAGCCCAGCUCACUCCACAAGCUCAGAGAUAGUGUCACAGGCUCAGUCAUUGAAUAAUGACCUGAUUCGUGCUUUUGUUGUUUCCCGCGAAAAACUCGGUAUCCACUCGGGAAAGGGUGCACGGGAGAAGUGUGCCAUUUCUAGAGAGUCGACUGUGGCGAGAUCGGAAUAUGCCACGGAUUACUCUAGUAUGGAUGAUUCCUCUUUCAAUACGGUGGAUUGCACGAUUGCAGCGCGUCUUGACAAUGGUAAUGAAGCGACUCCCCCAGUACUCAUCUCCGCAGCAGAUGCGGGAUUGACCCAGCAGGAUGAUAGAGAGACCGCCGAUCGAGUAAACAAGCUGUCUCCAAAUCGUGAUAGGCUGCAAGUCCAGCCAAAAACAGGUCAACACCGAAGGGAGGUGAACAAUACCACGGAUCACCCCGUACUGCUGCAGAGGGUGCAUGAGAUGGCACGAAAUGAGUUUUCUGCCUCUAACAAGGUAAGCUCAGCUGACCGCAAGGAGGAUCUUUUAUGCCAAUUGGAGCAAGAGCGGAAGACCAUCACCGAGGCCUUGGAGACGUAUCGUCAACAGUGUCACCGAGUACUGGAUCAACUCUUCGAGGCCCAGAAAGAGCAAAUCAGAGUGUGCCGGGAGCAGAUGGAGGGGGUGCAACGACACCACGCCGACAUCUGCAGGGAGGUUACCGAUCGCCUGGAAGCAAACGAAAGAUCGCUGCUCACGAGCGCUGAGUGGGAACUGUUCAAGUGUGGCUCGGAGAGACCGAUCAGACCUUCGCCACGCCGAGAUCCCUCCGCUGUGCAGUCACCCAGGGAAUAAUUACGAAAAAAACAAAUAAAAAAAGGGCCGCGGACGGGUGAGCGGAUCAUGGGGACCCAUCCAGUCAGACACGCAUCAGAGUCUUCG
Messenger RNA from Aspergillus campestris IBT 28561, 4293 nucleotides. RefSeq lists its product as uncharacterized. Bases 1 to 4206 code for a protein of 1401 amino acids. The record is from RefSeq and is a predicted model, not a curated record. The transcript has 5 exons. Lineage: Eukaryota; Fungi; Ascomycota; Eurotiomycetes; Eurotiales; Aspergillaceae.